CAAGAUGGCGGAUGUCGGGAGAAGCUGUAGUCAUUUGUCCGAAUGCAAACAAGGCGUUAUCUCACAGAGAUCCUCACAACAAUGACUCCGCGAUAGCAUCGCAGAGAUUCGGACAUCUUGCAAAGCCUGGAUGCAAUGGCGUCAAAUAUGACGGUCUUCUCAGAUCUGUUCAGCUGGCGUCGAACAACAACUGUUCAAAAAAUACUGCUGAUCGGUGUUGGAUUAGUAAUUGUAUCGUUCCUAACAAAUAUCUGGUCGUUAUUCGUGGCAUAUCUUCUUGCGUUACCGCUUUCAUGGAAAUUACUUCAUCUCGUCAUGAAACGGAAAACUCCGGCACCUUCUGACAAACUCUUGUUAGCGGUGCAGACGAUCAACAGAGUGAAACAGGGUAUUCUCUCCCUAGGGUCACCACAAAAAGAAGCAAAAGAAAGAUCACCGUCUUACAAAGAAUCCAAAGGAAUGUCUCUUAGUUAUGGUGUUGACAUUGGACGUGCAAAGGAUGUGUCAACUUUGAGAGGUCAAACUAUUGAGGGUGAAGUCAGUAUUUUUGUAAAAUAUGUUAUACGAGACUUUGUGCAAUCAUGGUAUGAGGACUUUAGUCACGAUGCUCAGACCCUGAAGGAAUCACAGCAGAUUUUACACGCGGCUGCUUUCAGUCUAACUAAACGAGGCCAAAAAAUACACCCACAGCGACUCACUAGGGAUCUUUUAGAAUUGUUUACUCAGCAUCUAUCAACAUUCCAAGUAGCCAGAUCAGUUUUUCUAAGUCAAAGAAGGGGAUCAAUGAGUACUUCUUCAACAAAAUGUGGGACCUUGGAAGAAACAUUUGAACAGAGAAUCAAAUUCCAUCCAGCAUUAAAAAAUGAUGAAAGUGAAAUGAACUUUUUGAGGAGCUUGUCGAAGUUAUUGCUGACACACAUUUUACCCACCAGUAUAAACACUUGUCGGUCACCUCUUGUUGUGAUGACUGAGAUAAUGGCAUGUAAUGUACUUAAAUCAGCAAUUGAUAUGCUCACAUCAACAGACUGGUUAUAUGAGAGCAUGGUUAUCCUUCUAUCAGACGAGGACCAUUUAGAAAACAGCUCUGAUGACAAAUGGAAGGACACAAAUACAAAACAUUCCAUUGAACAAACUCAGCCUACCAGAGAAAAAGAUACAGAUGUUGUGGUCAAAACUGAAGAAACUGUGCCAGAUGGUGAAACAAUUAAUGAAAAUCAUGUUGGAAAUGCUCAAGUAAAAGAUCAGGGCAUUGUAUCAGAAGAUGAGUGCGAAAAGCACAGGAAGGUGAUAAUCUCAGAAAAUAUUCCCCAGAUAUUGCUUGAAGAAGCUGGUUGUGAUAAACAUGAUGGAGGAAUAACAGGUGCUGAAAACACUGACAUGGAUAAUGAUGAGUUUAAGACGUGUAUAGAAGAGAAAUCCGACUGUGAUAAAGAUGAUGAAAGAGGGACAGAAGAUGUUCCCCCACCAAAUCCCACCAUGUUAAAUGAAACUGAUGACUAUGCUGAGCCAGAAACUCCUCCAGCACAAAGUGUUGAAUCCUCUCAGGAAUCAAAGAAAGAUGUGGUAGACUCUGAAACAGUACAGGAUUAUGCUUUAAAACCAUCAAAAAAUGACAAUAAGAAAAUAACUAGCACCUUGUUCAAUCUGUUCAAAAGACGGAAAGAGUCGACAAAAUCCAGGAAUGAUUCCAGUGCAUCAAACUCUACUUGCUCUAGCGAUGAAUUUCAUCGCUCAAGAGGAAAUACAUUUGAUGAUGGAGAAAUUUUUCAUACGAUUAUUCAGGGAAAAGAAGAGGCAAACUCGAACUUUGGUGUUGAGUGUUCUGAGGAGGCUGUUCCUGUGAAGGGAGAUGCAGUGGUACAGUUCUUUGUGCAGGAUGACAAUAAUGACAAAAGUAUGGACAUAUUGACCCUUGACGCAGACAAAUAUUUAGUUGAGGACAGUUCACUGCUUUUUCAGGAUGUGAGUAUUCCAGAAACAGAGGAACGUCAGGAAUACAGAAGCUCCUCAAAGUACACUCUCUAUACUAUAGAGUUCAAUGCUCUGUAUUUCUCCGAUGGGCCCCCAGUGAUGAAGAGUGGUGGUGUAAAGCGCCGGUUUCGUGAGUUUGUUAAUCUGCAGGCCAGACUAGAUGCCAAAGAUAACUACAAGAAACUACUUAAAGAAACGAAGGGCCCAAGUCGGUGGAACACGCUGCCAUUCAAGAAUAUGGACAAGGACAAUGUGGAGAGUAGAAGAGUUUUUCUGGAGAAGUUUCUGAAGUCGCUGAUCCAGAUUGAGGCAGUCUGCAAUGGCCCGGAGCUCCGGGAGUUUCUGGCUUAUGAGGGGGAUGGCCAUAUUGCGUUCGUCAAGAAGGCGCGAGAGAUAAGUGUGCCUAGGCUGGAUAAAAUGUUUGUCAAGACUGCAUCAGUGGUUUUUGACAAGCUGAAGUCAAUUCCAGACAUUCCCCAGAACGUCCUCUCUGCAGUAACGAAACGGGACCGCUCUGUAGAGAGGCAAGAAGACUGCAAGGUCGUAGAGGACUCAGACAGACAGGAGUUGGAGUAUUCUUGGCAGGAUCCGGACUCGGACUCUGUAUCCCAUCAGUGGCUUCAGGCUGUGGAGGAUUACAUCAGUAAUUGUGAGAAGGAUACACAUGAUGAGGAAAGCAUUACCAUAACAACAAGCUGGGAUGUGAAGGAGAAGAAAGCUUUGCUUGAGGAAAUUCAUGCCAAGUUGCCACGGUUACAGGGAGAUGGUUCAGAAGCUCCAGAUACACUGGUUCAAGAAGGAAAGGGUCAAGUUAUACCAGACCUUCCCCUUGCCAAUGCUGUCCUUGACCUGGCUCGCCAGACCAUCCAAGGUCGUGAGCACUGGUUGACACGUGAAAGAGUUCUCUCUGUUUCAAGGAUUGUGAUUGGCAAGGCACUUGACAGGUGGUUGUCUGACCAGAUCAGCUUCCUGACAUCGCCAGAGCGCUGGGUGUAUUACUCUCAGCUUCUGCGUAAAGCAAUAUGGCCUGAUGGGAAGCUGUCGGCCGAAGACAAGCCAGUUAAACCACAGAGUGAGAAGGAGGCGACACAGAAACAAGCCAAGCAAUGUCUGAAAGACUUCUUCCCUGAUUUCAUUGAGCAGUUGGCUGGAUCAGAGGAUUAUGACAUUGCAGCUGAUCAGAUCAUUGAUGUCCUGCAGUAUGAGAAACUAAACAGGCAUCUGCUGUACAUGUUCCUGGGGAUUCUCACGGAGAAACUGUUUCCCGAAAUCUCCGCACCUGAACUGCAAGAUAGAUUGUUCAGUUAAUACAACACAGAGACAGCAGAUUGUAGCACCUUGAAAUAUAUUCCAAAUUGUCAUUGUCAACCAAGGAUGAUGUUUUCAUCUGAGAUUGUACGCACAGAAAGUUGUUCUCCAGUCCCAAGAUUGUUUUAGAAAGUAGUUCCCCGUUCAAGGAGGAGGAUGGGGGAAGGUCCAAUAAUUGAGUGUGGGAAAACUUAAGUUAGUUCUCUUAAAUACAGAGGUUUUGUGUUUGGUCAAGCUUUCAGUUUCACUAUUGUAGAAUAAGAUUGUACAAAUAAGACCAUGAAGUUUGAUGUUGCGUGAUACAUGUGGCUAAUAUCAAUAAAUUGGAGGUGCCCCAUGUAAUCCAAGAUGGCCGUUGUAUUCAUGCACAUAUUCCAAGAUGGCUGCUCCUUGCAUUCUCGAGGACUGCAUUUGCUCUUCACAUUCCAAAAUGUCUUCACAUAAAGAGACAACAGCAUCUUCAUGCACAAGACCCAGAAAUAUGGAUCAAGAGUCUGAAAGGAUCGGCAAGAACUAGUGUAUGUAACAGGGUUGAAGAGGAAGUUAAAAUGUCUUAUUACUAUGAAUAUUAUAGUGCUAAAAUUUAUUGACUUUACAAGGUCAGAAGACUGAAAAUUGAGACAGUGCUUGAUGUAAUACAUAUAGAUUCAUAUUGAUAGCACAAAGCAUUAAGAACAAUGUCUUUUAGGCUACAUGAGAAUCAAUAUUUCAGUGCUUAGGUUCGUCAUAAUGUUUAUCAUCAUUUUGUGAUGAUUGGGCUUCAGGGAAGUCAUUUUUGUUGUUUUUUAUCAGUAAAUGUUGUGUUUUAACAUUAGAUUUAGGAAUGCCAGUGCUCUCCAGACUCUAACUUCAGAAAUAUCUUUCCUUGCCUAAACUUACCUCAUGGUUGUUGACAAGUCUUGUCUCCUGACCAAAGGAACAUCACUUAUUUUUCUCGGCAUAAGUUCACCUGUUAAAUGUCUUGUAUCUGGGUUAGUGCGGCCCCCCAGAGGAAGAUGCUCAUGCAAAGGGAGGA
Haliotis rufescens (red abalone) is the source of this 4294-nucleotide messenger RNA. RefSeq names its product sorting nexin-19-like. The record is from RefSeq and is a predicted model, not a curated record. Gene Ontology annotation, molecular function: phosphatidylinositol binding. The transcript has 9 exons. NCBI's taxonomy places the organism in Eukaryota, Metazoa, Mollusca, Gastropoda, Lepetellida, Haliotidae. Bases 136 to 3279 code for a protein of 1047 amino acids. Gene Ontology annotation, cellular component: intracellular membrane-bounded organelle.